Messenger RNA from Vigna radiata var. radiata (mung bean), 1890 nucleotides. Its product is annotated as cysteine-rich receptor-like protein kinase 25. Gene Ontology annotation, biological process: protein phosphorylation. The transcript is spliced from 7 exons. The record is from RefSeq and is a predicted model, not a curated record. Gene Ontology annotation, molecular function: ATP binding; protein kinase activity. The coding region runs from base 1 to 1890 and encodes 629 amino acids. NCBI's taxonomy places the organism in Eukaryota, Viridiplantae, Streptophyta, Magnoliopsida, Fabales, Fabaceae.
AUGGCUUCUUUGAUCCGUCUGAUAUUGUUCUCAAUGCUUAUGUUCUACUUACUCGGCACCCUUAACAUUUUAGCAACUGAAACAGCCUCAACUUUCAGGCACUAUGAUUGCAAAUUCUUGCCAAAGUUUCGUCCCAAAAGUAGUUACCAAUUGAAUCUGAAUAAACUCUUAUCUAAACUUACAUCCAAAGUUAACACCACCAACUAUUACAACACCACAGUCAGUGGAACAAACAAACAAGACACUGUCUAUGGCCUCUUCAUGUGCAAUGGAUAUACGGAGAAAUGUGGAGAAUGUGUGAAUACUUCAAUCCAGACACUUAAAUCAAAGUGUGUCUUCAACAAAGAGGCUAUAAUUUGGACUCAUGAAUGCAUGGUUCGCUACUCAGACAGGUUUUUCUACAACACUACUGAGAAACGGCCAUCAUGGUGUGUUAAGAACAGUGAGGAUUAUGAGGGGGAAUUGGAUAUUUUCAACAGAAUGCUGAGUUCCUUGAUGGAGGAUCUUCUGAAUGAAGCCAGUGAAGCUCAAAUGGGUUCUGUUAAAUUUGCUGUGAAGAAAAUAACAUUCUCUCAGGACAAGCACUUUUUUGGCUUCGCUCAGUGCAUGCCAUACCUCUCCAAGGAAAAUUGCAGAAAGUGCCUUAGGGAUGCCAUGAAUUUUCUUCAAACAUGUGCAAAAGGCAAGAUAGGAGGAAGAGUUAUAUAUCCCAGCUGUAUUGUUAGAUAUGAUCAUUAUCUGUUUUUCCCACUUCUUAGAGGAAAAAGAAAGAAUCUGAGAGUAAUUGCAUCAAUCAUAUUUUUUCAUGGCGUUGUUCCAGUUAUUGUUUUGCUUUUUGUUUGCUAUUUGUUACAUAGGGAGUUAAGGAAGGAUCUCAAGCACCGAAAAGGAAAUUUAACUGACUACAUUUUUGGUUUAGGUGGGGAAGAGAUUUCAACAGGAUUGAACUCUCUGCAAUUUGAAUUGAGUACUAUUCAAGAAGCAACAAACAAGUUUUCUGAUGAUAACAAGAUAGGGGAAGGUGGUUUUGGAGCAGUAUACAAGGGUGUAUUUUCAAAUGGACUUGAAAUAGCAGUAAAGAGGCUAAAGAAAAAUUCCAGUCAAGGAGCUAUAGAAUUCAAGAAAGAGGUUUUGCUAAUUUCCAAACUUCAACAUAGAAAUCUUGUGAGACUGAUAGGAUUUUGCAUGCAAAGGAAUGAGAAGAUACUCAUUUAUGAGUUUGUGCACAACAAAAGCCUUGAUUACUACCUAUUCAGCCCUCAAAAUCAUAGGAAAUUAAGUUGGUCCGAACGUUACGAGAUUAUAAGAGGAAUUGCACGAGGAAUUCUCUAUCUUCACGAGGAUUCUCAUCUUAACAUUAUACACUGUGAUCUUAAACCUAGUAACAUUUUGCUAGACAACAAAAUGAACGCAAAAAUAUCAGAUUUUGGAUUAGCAAGGAUUAUUUCCAUUGAUCAAAUGCAAGGGAUCACAAGUAUAAUUUCUGGAACAUAUGGCUACAUGUCUCCUGAAUAUGCAAUGCUUGGCCAAUUUUCUAUGAAAUCUGAUGUUUUUAGUUUUGGAGUUAUAAUUCUUGAAAUAAUCAGUGGGAAGAGAAACGUUGAUGGGAAUGGAAAAGAUUUGGAUGAUCUCUUGAGCCAUGCUUGGAAGAAGUGGAAGAAAAACAAAGUACUUGAAUUGUUGGAUCCCUCAUUACGACACUCCUUCUCUGAAACAGAAAUCAAAAAGUGUGUACAAAUUGGUCUAUUAUGUGUUCAGGGAAACCCAGAUCAGAGGCCUAUCAUGGCAAAAAUUGCUUUGUAUUUUAGCUGUGAUCAAGUUGGAAAACUGCCUUUACCUCAAGAACCAGCAUUUCUUAUGCGUGGAAAAACAGAAACCAAGGAUUUCUAA